Rhinocladiella mackenziei CBS 650.93 is the source of this 294-nucleotide messenger RNA. RefSeq lists its product as uncharacterized. Lineage: Eukaryota; Fungi; Ascomycota; Eurotiomycetes; Chaetothyriales; Herpotrichiellaceae. The coding region runs from base 1 to 294 and encodes 97 amino acids. The transcript has a single exon. The record is from RefSeq and is a predicted model, not a curated record.
AUGGAACUCAUGCUUGCCGGAUUGGUACGUGAGAGCUACGCUGAAAUUGAAUCCGAAAUUUGCAACGUUUACUUCGACAUUUCUCCCUCUUGUCAUGAGGGUUUCUUGAGUUCUCUGCUCAGCGUGGCACCCCUUGAUCAUAUCCUCUUCGGCAAGGACUUGCCCUAUGCACCCAAGACGGGAGUCCUGUAUGGCCGGGAAGAGUACGCGGAGGGGAACCUCAGCCAGAAAACAUGGGAUAUUGUGAAUCACAACAAUGCGAAGAUACUGCCUAUGUUCAGGGACGCGCCGUAA